GAUGCAUUAUUCAUCAUUACAUUGUAAAAAUAAAAUCCAAAAAAAGUUAAUAUUUGUAGUAACAGGAGUUGACAGACUGCCGUAGGGUGUGAAAUUUAUAUAUCUUUUUCAAAGACCUAUAAUUUUCAAAACACAUACAUAAUUUUUUUUUUAAUUUUUUUCUGAUAGCUGUUAUGACUUUGCCUAUCACCCGGUUUCGGCUUGACGUCGACUUCUGGGACACCCUGUAUAUGAAAAACAAGAGCGGCCCUAGAACUGAACCUUGUGGUGUCCCUGAAGGAACUGUGUAUAUGUGAAAUACAGAGAACCACCUGUAGCUGUCUGCCUUCUAAAAAACGUAGAUAGCUAAGUACACUUGGCUAGAAGCAUAUCGAGGCGUAUCGCUAAAUGAAGACUAAAAUGAUAACUCUAAGAAUAAAAUCCUGAGCGCGCCCGUGUUCCCCUCCCAACUGCGAAAAUUCCUGGCGCGGUGCCUGCCCAGAUGAACGGCGACGUAUUUUUAGACUGUAAGCGCGGGCGGGUCGGUAUAUCCCAUUUUUUAGAAAUCGCUCUACAAAUGCACAUCACAUAACACCUCGAAUCACGAACACGGUACACCGUUCACAAAAAUCGAUCUUCGAAAUCACAUUUUUCUUGUUUCACUUGUUCUAACGACAUCAUGGUGUACCAUACAGUGAAACCACGUCCCUUCGAUGCCGACGCUGCCUGGCGCGACCACGUGGACCGCGUGAAGGGCAGGGAGCCCAGCCAAUGGCCCAGCAACAUCUUCCACACCACUUAUCCGUUCUCCCGUUACCCUCUCUACCUAGUCUACAGCAAGAGGCCUCGAACCCCAUCCCCAUCCAGCAAGUACGAUCCUCACCGCGCUUGGUUGGACCACCUGGACCGCCUGAACGAACUGGACAAGCUGUACCCCACUCUGUGGCCUUCCAUCGGUGGAUCCAAGGCUGACGAACCCCGUCUGGGCUACAACUACGCCGGGCAGCCGAUCUACAGCACCCGCGGUUAUCCAAGUAAGAGCCUGCUCUCGGACUUGCUGAACCCUUCUCCCUCCCUUCCUGUAUCGGCCGUCACCCGCGACCCCUUCUGGUGGAACUCCCCCCUACGCCCUUACACCUCGCAUACCCCAUUUGGACGCUCCCCAUUCUACCUUAGAGACUCCUACUUAUCCCCAGUCAAGAGGACCUACCUGUGGGACAAACAUCCGGUCAGGCCGUUCGCUGCUGUCUACUAAGUGGCAUUAGAUCGAAACCAACACGAACGGUAUGAAACACUAAUGCGACUGAAACUGACCAAGAUGAAGAAUCCACAACAUCUAACUUGCGUUUCAACUCUCAAACCGUGUUCAUUUUAUUUAUUUAUCUUAUUUACGUACACACACGCUAUUUCGAAAUUGAAAAGUGCCUUAGAUUGUACAAGAAACGAAAUAAAACCGAACUUCUUCUUUUGUAAUAUUUUAAGUACAUUCUGGAGUCGAUUGUAUUUAAAUAAGCGUGUCUCGUCAUUCCAACGAUAUAUUUUGUAUCGACCUAGAAUGUACAAGUUUUGUUACCAAUGUUAUAGCCCAAUAUAUAAAUAAACAAACAUGAACUAAUUUCUGCGUUAUUUCUGUUGCCCCGUAUCCC
Acanthoscelides obtectus is the source of this 1625-nucleotide messenger RNA. The record is from the annotation of a GenBank genome assembly. Lineage: Eukaryota; Metazoa; Arthropoda; Insecta; Coleoptera; Chrysomelidae.